Molecule: messenger RNA, 3564 nt
Organism: Dama dama (fallow deer)
Lineage: Eukaryota; Metazoa; Chordata; Mammalia; Artiodactyla; Cervidae
Gene: LZTS2
Product: leucine zipper tumor suppressor 2
Exons: 6
Coding region: 918-2915 (665 amino acids)
Biological process (GO): negative regulation of canonical Wnt signaling pathway; cell division
Source: RefSeq, a predicted model, not a curated record
GCUGGAGCCGGGCGGCGCGCCGGUGGAGCGCUGGGGGCGGCCCGGGGCUGAGCAUGGAGCGGCGCGGUGGAGGUCUGUGGGAAACUCGGACCUCGGCCAGACCUCCCUCGGGCCCCGGCUGGAUCCAGCCUUCAACCGCCCCCGGCCCACCGAGCAGGGCAGUGUGUGCUGUACCGGAGCGGUUUCUCAAGGAUGUUGGGGAGUGCGAGGGGUUCCCUUCCCACAGCCACAAACGCAUUUCUCAAAAUGGAGCCUCCACUUGCCCCUCCUUUUCUCUCGGGCUCCAAGAGCGGGAGCCGGGCUGGCUGGGCCUGGCUUUCCAGGCGCCUGGCUUUGGCUCCGUGGGUGUCUGGCUCUCAGGGCCCAGCUCAGCGUCUCUUCUCGGUUUAGGGGCCCCUGGCUUCGCGGGGACCCCGGCUCACUGGGUCCGCCUGACCCUGGAGCCGCUCUUCGUCUUUGUCUCUUGUCUUUUGGGUCCCUGUCUAAAUCUCUGUCUCCUCCCCUCAGUUUCCACUUUCUCUAUGUUCACUGAAGUGGGGAAACACACCGAGAUGCCAGCCCUCUUGGCCCCUUAGGGGAAGCCCCUUCCCCACGGUUUCCUGCAUGCCCUGGAUGGUCUGGGAGAGGGCAGAGGAGGGGGUGUCUUUGCUCAGGUCUGGCACUUGUGGGGUGGACUCAGUCCCCACCCCUGCUCCGAGGGCACCAGUCACCCCCACCCCUGGCUCCCAGCUCCUCCUCCCUCAGUCUGGACACCUUCCUCCAGAUAUUUUGACUUGAGCGGGGAGGUGGGGGAGGGUGGACUUAACGGAACACCAGCAAGAAUGAAGGAGAGCAGAUCAAGCAAAGAAUAAUGUCUCUCCUCUCCACACACUCCAGUUUCCCUGGAGGCCCUUGGCCAGGCCUGAGCCUCUGCUGCCAUGGCCAUUGUGCAGACACUGCCAGUGCCCCUGGAACCCGCUCCUGAGGCCGCUACUGCCCCACAAGCACCAGCCAUGGGCAGCGUGAGCAGCCUCAUCUCAGGCCGGCCCUGCCCUGGGGGGCCGGCUCCUCCUCGCCACCAUGGUCCCCCUGGACCCACCUUCUUCCGCCAGCAGGAUGGGCUGUUGCGGGGCGGCUACGAGGCACAGGAGCCACUGUGCCCAGCUGUGCCCCCCAGGAAGGCUGUCCCUGGUACCAACUUUACCUACGUCAACGAGGACUUCCGGACAGAGUCACCCCCCAGCCCAAGCAGUGACCUUGAAGAUGCCCGAGAGCAGCGGGCACGCAAUGCCCACCUCCGUGGUCCCCCACCAAAGCUCAUCCCUGUCUCUGGAAAACUAGAGAAGAACAUGGAGAAAAUUGUGAUCCGCCCAACAGCCUUCAAGCCAGUGCUGCCCAAACCUCGAGGGGUACCAUCCCUACCUAGCUUCCUGGGUCCUCGGGCCACCGGACCGUCGGGGAGCCAAGGCAGCCUAACGCAGCUGUUCGGGGGCCCGGCCUCCUCCUCCUCUUCCUCUUCCUCCUCGGCUGCCGACAAACCCCUGAUACUGAGUGGCUGGGCCAGCGGCUGCCCAUCGGGGACUCUAUCUGACUCCGGCCGAAACUCAUUGUCCAGCUUGCCCACUUACAGCACCGGGGGUGCUGAGCCAGCUACCAACUCCCCAGGCGGGCACCUGCCCUCCCACGGCCCUGGGCGGGGUGCCCUGCCAGGGCCAGCCCGAGGAGCCCCCACCGGGCCUUCCCACUCAGACAGCGGCCGUUCUUCCUCCAGCAAGAGCACAGGCUCCCUGGGGGGUCGCGUGGCUGGGGGGCUCUUGGGCAGCGGUCCCCGGGCCUCCCCUGACAGCAGCUCUUGUGGGGAACGCUCCCCACCACCGCCCCCGCCCCCUCCACCCCCUUCGGAUGAGGCCCUGCUGCACUGUGUCCUGGAAGGAAAGCUCCGAGACCGGGAGACAGAGCUGCAGCAGCUGCGGGACAGUCUGGACGAGAGUGAGGUGUACGAGGAGCGGCAGCGGCACUGGCCCCGUGAGCGAGAGGCUCUGCGAGAGGAUGGCGUGGCCCGGGCCCAGCGGGCCCAGCGGGCCCAACAGCUGCUGCAGCUUCAGGUGUUCCAGCUGCAGCAGGAGAAGCGGCAGCUACAGGACGACUUCGCGCAGCUGCUGCAGGAACGCGAGCAGCUGGAGCGGCGCUGUGCCGCCUUCGAGCGGGAGCAACGGGAGCUGGGGCCACGGCUGGAGGAGACCAAGUGGGAGGUGUGCCAGAAGUCAGGUGAGAUCUCCCUGCUGAAGCAGCAACUGAAGGAAUCUCAGGCAGAGCUGGUACAGAAGGGCAGUGAGCUGGUGGCCCUGCGCGUGGCACUGCGGGAGGCCCGGGCAGCGCUUCGGGUCAGUGAGGGCCGGGCACGGGGCCUCCAGGAGGCAGCCCGAACACGGGAGCUGGAGCUGGAGGCCUGUUCCCAGGAGCUGCAGCGGCACCGUCAAGAGGCUGAGCGGCUGCGGGAGAAAGCUGGGCAGUUGGACAGUGAGGCUGCCGGACUCCGGGAACCCCCUGUGCCACCUGCCACUGCUGACCCAUUCCUCCUGGCAGAGAGUGAUGAGGCCAAGGCACAGCGGGCCGCCGCCGGGGUCGGGGGCAGCCUGCGGGCCCAGGUGGAACGGCUCCGGGCGGAGCUACAGCGGGAGCGGCGACGAGGCGAGGAGCAGCGGGACAGCUUUGAGGGGGAGCGGCUGGCCUGGCAGGCAGAGAAGGAGCAGGUGAUCCGCUACCAGAAGCAGCUGCAGCACAACUACAUCCAGAUGUACCGACGUAACCGGCAGCUGGAGCAGGAGCUGCAGCAGCUCAGUCUGGAGCUGGAGGCCCGGGAACUCGCAGACCUGGGCCUGGCGGAGCCAGCGCCCUGCAUCUGCCUGGAGGAGAUCACUGCCACUGAAAUCUAGGGCCUUAGCUCCCCCUUCUGCACGGAGGUCUACUGAAAGCAGGCAGCCUCAGAUCCACCGAGGGCCCCAAAGUCUGAGGGCCCAAGGGCCUUUAGUCCCUGGGAUGCAGGCCUCUGGGCCUCUGCCUAGGACUCAGGGCUGCCCGAUGACUUGGAUCAGACUCCCUGAAGGUCCCUGUGUUCACUGUCACCCAAAGGCUCCUACUCACUCGACCUAUUUCAUUCAUUCCCCAAAUACUGCCAUUGCUACUUUGCCAACCCCACACCCCCCCAGCGCUCCCAGCCCACUCAGCCAGGGGGCUCGGAAAAGGAAGGGGCUCCCUCAUCUCCACAUUCUCCCCACCAUCCCAAAGCUAGAGCGAGCCAUAUAGCGCCAGCUGCUCCAGAUGUGCCUGCCCCAACCCUGCCCAUGUUGUGGAACAGGGCUGGGACUGGGGUCUGAUCCCCAGGUCCCAGCUCUGCAACCCCUCUCCUGGGGAGAAGGGGCUAUAGUCAGACCAAAGGAAGAACUCAGAAAUGUUUAUUUGUGUUUGUGACCAAGUGGCCCCUCCCCAUAUCCAGGUUUUUGGCCUCGUUUUUCACUUGUAUAUUUUUCACAUUGUAAAUUUCUUGUACAAACCCAAAGAAAAAAAUUAAAAUUUUUGUUUUUA